UCCGGCAACGACGUCCGGCUUCACCUCCACGGCUCAACAAAAUUACUCGUCUGCGUUACUGCAGGCAUUGACGCCCAGUAAUCAUUCUUUUUGUCCCUUGAACUUGGCGGCGGUACCUACGCAUAACAUCAUGGCUUCGAACACAGUCAACGUCGUGCGCUAUACGGCACUAUUCUCGGGCAUCCUUUACGGCUGGUACCACAACCGGACCGUCCAGCGCGAGUUCAAGGAGCAGGAGGUCCAGCACGCUGUGCACAGGCGGGAACAGCUGGUUGAGCAGGCGAAGGCUGAGUGGAAGCGCCGCCAAUCAGCAGGCAACGACGGCAUCGUAACGGACCCAGAAGACCCGCGGUUCGACCUCGAGAAGCUGUUUGCCAAGUGGGAGAAGGAGGCUGCAUGAUGGACCCCGCGCGCGGUACCCCCUUCGCCUACUCAGUGACUUUGCUGCACGCACAUAUCCCCACUGUAGACCAGCCUCAAUAUCCAUAUUACUUACAGGGACAUCACCUCUCCUGUUUGAGCCUGUAAGGUGCUCGGAGUAGCGAUAGACGAGGUAUAGAGUCGCUGUGGCUGAGAA
This is a messenger RNA of Schizophyllum commune H4-8, 577 nucleotides long. RefSeq lists its product as uncharacterized. The transcript is spliced from 4 exons. The coding region runs from base 131 to 400 and encodes 89 amino acids. Gene Ontology annotation, molecular function: proton transmembrane transporter activity. NCBI's taxonomy places the organism in Eukaryota, Fungi, Basidiomycota, Agaricomycetes, Agaricales, Schizophyllaceae. The record is from RefSeq and is a predicted model, not a curated record. Gene Ontology annotation, biological process: proton motive force-driven ATP synthesis.